Molecule: messenger RNA, 1701 nt
Organism: Paralichthys olivaceus (Japanese flounder)
Lineage: Eukaryota; Metazoa; Chordata; Actinopteri; Pleuronectiformes; Paralichthyidae
Product: probable G-protein coupled receptor
Biological process (GO): G protein-coupled receptor signaling pathway
Cellular component (GO): endosome; plasma membrane; signaling receptor complex
Molecular function (GO): G protein-coupled receptor activity
Source: RefSeq, a predicted model, not a curated record
GGACAACACAGUUCCUGAGACAGCUCUGUCGAGUGGAUCAGCACUUUCUCCAGAGCUGGAAGCAAAGCCCGAGCAUUGACCUCUGAGGAUUGAGAAUGAUUCACCACAGAGCUUUGGAAGGACUCAGAGGAAAAGUUUGUUUUGGUGGAGCUGCAGCCAAACUGUAAGAGGUACUUGGAGUGAAGUGUGUUUCAUUUGAUGUGUAAAGCAUUCUGUUGCCUCAUCACUGAAUAAUGGAGGAGUCUGGAGAUCGGCUGUGUACUUUGAAACUUUUAUUAUGAAUCAUGGAGGAAAACAGUUCAUUCCCGACCCCUGAUUACAAUGACAGCACCGCCGCAUGGCCACCAAUGCCUUCAGCCCCCAGCAGACACCUGGGCACCCUUCCCAACCCCCAGAUGCGCUUCAAGGACCUGACAGGGAUAUUUUUCAUGGUGACCAUGAAUGUCCUGGCACUUCUGGCCAACACUGCUGUUCUGGUUGUUGUCAUAAAAGCCCCUCAUCUCAGGAAAUUUGCCUUUGUUUGUCACCUGUGUGCGGUGGACCUGCUCUGUGCCAUCUUGCUCAUGCCUCUGGGGAUUGUGUCCAGCUCUCCGUACUUUGCUGGCGUGGUGUUUACUAUGCUGGAGUGUCAGGUGUACGUAUUCCUCAAUGUAAUCCUCAUAGCCGCCUCUAUCUUCACCAUCACGGCCAUCAGUGUUGAGCGUUACUACUACAUCGUCCACCCUAUGCGCUACGAGGUGAAGAUGACGCUGAAGCUGACUGCAGCUGUCAUGGUGAUGGUGUGGGUGGCCUCUGCCGUGCUGGGGCUGUCCACUGUGUUUGGGUGGCCGUCCUACAGCCGUCUGAGCACCAUCAGUGCUGCACACUGCUCGCUGCACUGGAGCCACAGUGAUCACAGACGGAUCUUCUCUGUGCUCUUCAGUGUCACAUGCUUCUGUCUGCCAGCUGUUGUGAUUUUUGCUGUCUACUGUAAUGUGUACAAGGUUGCACGUGUGGCCGCCCGCCAGCAUGGACCUCUGCCCACGUGGACAACUAAUCAACUGAAGCUUCGCUCUGACUCAAUAAACAGCCAGACCACCAUCAUUACAACCCGCAACGCCCCGCGCAGGAUCAUGCGUGACCGGCCUUUUGGUGGUGGUAAAGCUGCUCUCACUCUGGUGCUAAUUGUUGGUCAGUACUUGAUCUGCUGGCUGCCUUACUUUGCCUUCCACCUCCACCUGACGCUACAUGCAACACCCAUCAUCCCCGAGGACCUGGAGGAGACAGUUACCUGGCUGGCCUAUUCCUCCUUUGCAGUUAACCCAUUUUUUUAUGGGCUUCUGAACCGGCAGAUCAGGGAGGAGCUUUGUAAACUGAGGCGCUGCUACGCGGCCCGGCCCGUGGAGCUGGCGGCCUCCAGCCACGAGGGCUCAGGCCAGGAGAACUUCCUGCAGUUCCUCCACAGGACCAGCUGCACGUUAGAGACACGAGCAAGCUUUGCCACACCCAGUCCCAGAAACACUCUGGAUCAAACUGGGCAGACCGGAUUCAGGAUACCAGGACAGAUCCCAGAAGAGUUUGGUUAGAUUUAUAUAUACCUCACUGUUUUGCCACAGGGUUAAUACUCUGCUCUGUUAAUACUCUAAAAUAAGCUCAGAUACAGCACCGAGACAUAAACACAGGGUUUUUUCUUUGAUACUUGACACUUUCAUCUUUUCAUCG